Cyphellophora europaea CBS 101466 is the source of this 1014-nucleotide messenger RNA. RefSeq lists its product as uncharacterized. Bases 1 to 1014 code for a protein of 337 amino acids. Gene Ontology annotation, molecular function: hydrolase activity. The record is from RefSeq and is a predicted model, not a curated record. Lineage: Eukaryota; Fungi; Ascomycota; Eurotiomycetes; Chaetothyriales; Cyphellophoraceae. The transcript has 3 exons.
AUGAGCCAUCCCCAGCCACCGUAUCCCAUUCAUCCUUCGGUGGCCAAUCGACUGCACCCCCAAUACGUCGCCUUCUAUAACGAAUAUCUCCUUCAUGCCCCGUUAGUCCACCAUCAGCCAGUGGAGGUAUCCCGCAUUGGCGGCAGGAUUAUUCCUGGUGGCAGCGAAGCCCUCCCUGUCGGUAAGACACAGGACUUCUCUUUUAAGCGCCGAGAGACCAAUGGACCCGAAGUAAGGGUCCGGUGCUUCACGCCUCCGGGUGAAGCUCCUGCGGAUGGAUGGCCCGUCAUGCUAUACAGCCAUGGCGGCGGCUGGGUAUUGGGGAAUAUCGACACCGAGAACCCAGCAUGCACCAACAUGUGCAUCAGAGCCAACUGUGUUGCCAUCACAGUGGACUACAGACUCGCACCAGAAGAUCCAUACCCUGCUGCGGUUCACGACGUUUGGGAGGCUCUGCUCUGGACCGUCUCCGAAGGAGCGCAGGUUCUGAACUUGAACCUUCACCGUUUUGCUGUGGGUGGAUCCAGUGCGGGUGCGAAUCUCGCUGCUGUCUUGACCCAGAAGCUGCUGUCGAGACCAGAAAUCCACUCACAGGUCACACUGAAGUUUCAAUUGCUAGUCGUACCGGUCACCGAUAACACAGCCACUGUCGAGAAUAACAAGACCUGGAAGGAGUUUGAAUUCACACCGGCGCUGCCAGCGCUGAAGAUGAUGUGGUACCGAAAACAUUAUCUGCCCGAUAUCAAUUCCUGGGCAGACACAGAUGCCUCGCCACUGCUCUUCAGCGCAGAUCACUUCGCGAAGCUUCCGCCUGCCCAGAUCUUGGUAGGAGAGGUCGAUGUGCUCCGCAGCGAGGGCGAAGAGUAUGCUCGCAAACUCCGUGAGGCCGGUGUGGCCGUAGAUGUGGAAGUCAUGCGCGGGAUGCCCCAUCCGUUCAUGGCCAUGGACAGCAUCCUCGACGAAGGGCGCAGAGCCAUCAACAUCAUGUGUGACAGCCUUGCGAGGGCUCUCUGA